Molecule: messenger RNA, 372 nt
Organism: Camelus dromedarius (Arabian camel)
Lineage: Eukaryota; Metazoa; Chordata; Mammalia; Artiodactyla; Camelidae
Gene: CLPSL2
Product: colipase like 2
Exons: 4
Coding region: 1-372 (123 amino acids)
Biological process (GO): lipid catabolic process; digestion
Cellular component (GO): extracellular region
Molecular function (GO): enzyme activator activity
Source: RefSeq, a predicted model, not a curated record
AUGUCCCCUUGGGGGCGCCGGAUCACGUGGCAGCGAAGGGCUUUAUACACGCAGCCUCUCAGAGCCCGCCGGACCUGUGACGCCCAAGCCCACGGCCAGGCUCCUCGUGGGAAUCCUGCUCCCCUGCUGGGGCACGUUUCCCGCCCUUUAAAAAGAGGUUUACGAAGGUGCUUCCAUCACUCUGAGUGCUUCAGUGACUGCUGCCUCAUCAGCUUGAAUCAUGGAGGUGCCUUCUGUGCCCCUAAGGCCAGAGUAGCCAUGAUGUGCUUGCCCCAGACCAGGGGAAACAUCAACAUCAUAUGCCCUUGCCAGAGAGGCUUGAGUUGCACAUCCAAGGACUCAGGCUGUGCCCGCCGGUGCCAUUUGAUUUAG